Messenger RNA from Scophthalmus maximus (turbot), 1521 nucleotides. Its product is annotated as neuronal vesicle trafficking-associated protein 1. Gene Ontology annotation, biological process: endosomal transport; clathrin coat assembly; G protein-coupled dopamine receptor signaling pathway. Gene Ontology annotation, molecular function: clathrin light chain binding. Bases 228 to 785 code for a protein of 185 amino acids. NCBI's taxonomy places the organism in Eukaryota, Metazoa, Chordata, Actinopteri, Pleuronectiformes, Scophthalmidae. Gene Ontology annotation, cellular component: membrane; endosome. The record is from RefSeq and is a predicted model, not a curated record. The transcript has 6 exons.
CACUUGCAGUGCAGCCAGACGCCAGCAGCAGCAUCCAGCUCGGAGGAGGAGACGCGGCGCACGAACCCAUCUGGCCAUAUUGUGCAGCAGCAGCAUCUCUCCGCAAAUCGGCUGCGUCACACACAAACACACGCACACCAGCGCCGGAGCCACUGAAGACGCCGCAGCAGCAGAGAUACACCGAUUCACAAGAGCUGGUUGGUGUGUUUUUUCUCCUGUUGGGAAAAAUGGUGAAGCUGGGGAAUAAUUUCAGCGAGAAGAACAACGGGAAGGCGGUUUGUGAAGACGGAUUCGACACCAUCCCUCUCAUAACACCGCUGGAUGCCAGCCAGCUGCAGUUUCCUCCACCAGACAAGUUGGUGGUGAAGACAAAGGCAGACUACGAUGGCGAGAGCAAGAAGGGGAAGCUACGAUCACCGAAAAUCGCAGAGUUCUCAAUAAGCAUCAUCGAAGGCGUCUCUGAGCGACUCAAGGUGACCUUGCUGGUGAUCUGUGCCCUGGCCUUCCUGGUGUGCGUGGUGUUCCUGGUGGUCUACAAGGUCUACCAGUACGAGCAGCCCUGCCCCGACAGCUUCGUCUACACGCAAGGACGCUGCAUGCCGGCUGGGAUGUAUGGCAACUUCCCCCCUCAGGGCCCUGGGGGCCGCGGGCGCCUCUUCACCCUCAUCAACCACUACAACAUAGCCAAGCAGACCAUCACUCGGUCAGUAUCACCAUGGAUGACCAUCAUGUCUGAGGAGAAGGUCACCCAGCAGGAGACGGAGACCGCCCAGAAGCUGGCUUAACCCACCUGGCAUCAGGAGGUGGGCUCACCUGCUGCAGAGGAAUAAACGCAUCGCGUACUGAUGGCGCAUGUCAGGCCUCUCCGGGUCCAGCGAGUUUGCAGCAUAUUUGCCACUGAGGUCAUAAUUUUAUUGUCAUGAUAUUAUGAACAACAACAAAAAAAAGAGGUUUGAACUGGAAGAAAACUUUUAACCAGCAAGAAAAAAGAAAAAAGGAUUUGAAUUGACUAAUUAUUUUGAUUCAUCCCAUACUGCUCUCUGCAUAUAGUGCUGUUAAGGAGUUUAUAGUAUUUGAUGCAUCGAGUCUUUUAAACCAGCAUUACUGAUUGUCUCCAUUCAUUUGAACUGUUUGUGAACACCAUGUGCUUUUCUUUGCUGGCUACAUGAGACUUAACUCAGUGGUUACUUUUCGUAGCAUAAAUCUUACGCUACUCUAUUGAAUGUUUUUUGCAUUGCUAGUGAAGACACUGUAUUGUGCAAUGCUUUGCAUUGACUCCUGUCGCCACAGAUGGCUGUCGGUUGCCAUCGCAGAUGCUAGACUUAGGUUUGAUGUAGUGGAACAAUCUGACAAUAGUUGCUUGUCCUGUUGCUUUUUUUCCCCCUGUAUUUGUCAUUUGACUUAAACUGUCACAGAUUAUGUACUUUUUUCAAACAAAGUGAUGAUUACCAUUGAAGUGCAUUUGCUACAUAAAAAUGUUCAAUGAAAAACUGAAAUAAAAGUGCCCACAUUUCACACCGA